Messenger RNA from Cladocopium goreaui, 3522 nucleotides. NCBI's taxonomy places the organism in Eukaryota, Dinophyceae, Suessiales, Symbiodiniaceae. The record is from the annotation of a GenBank genome assembly.
AUGGAAGUGAUGCUGCUGGGGAACCCUCUACCCUCUGAUAGAAAGAUGGCGACUUUUCAGACACCCACAGCACCAGAAGGAGGUAGCCCCAAGCGCACUGUGCAUGUUGCCCUUCCGAAUGUCGAAGACAUUAGCAAAGUCAUCUCGGAAAGACGGGAGCAAAAGCUGGCAGUACCCAAGGCAGAUGAACUAGUGAAGAUUUUGGACAAAUACUUGUCCGAGGAGUUUCUGGGCAAAUCCGCGGAACAUGUUGCCAUGCUCACUGCAUGGGGCCCAAAGGCCAUUGCAGAUAGUGAAGGAGAGUUUUGUGAGGUGGCAGCUUUGAUGCGCCUAUCCCUUGCAGCCUAUCAGGCCACCCUUCAGGCCAAUACCUCGGAUUUCCAGUUUGAAGUUGCCCGUGCCGGUGAAGGCCGGGAUUGCCUGGUGAUGCCACCCUCCAAUUUUGCCUUGCUGGGGAUCAAGGACACCUUCCAUAUGUUGCUGAAGGGCUUCAGGGUUCUUCUCAUUGUUCAACCACGCUUCUUCCCACAUUUUCGAGAAAUUCAGUUGAGCCUCAGCUCCUGUGGUUUGCCUGAUGGCCUCGUAGAAGUACUUCCAGGCAUUACUCCAGAAGCCGAUCCUGCAGUUUUGCAUGAGGCCUUGAAACAUGUUGACCGGCUUCAGUUCACCGGCUCCUCUCAGAUGUUCAAAAGCUUGGUGCUGAAAGCCAUUGAGCUAGGCAAUACGCGCAUGGAACACGCUGGGGAAGUCAGUGGCCUCAACAAGGUGCGCCUGAACGGUGUCUCGGCCUCCCACCCGGCGGUUGCCCGGGGCACCGCCUGGGCAGCCAUGGCAAACAACGGGGAGCUGUGCACCUCAGCGUCCCUGGUGGAGUUCGACCCGGCACUGGACACCGUGGAGGCUGUGAAGGGGGCCCUGUUGGAGGCGGAAGCUGCCUUUAAGGCGGGGCGGGAUCCGGCGGAUGACAGCUUGGACAUCCUGCUGCGGGAUGGCAAGGCGCAACAGCUGGAGGUGAAGACAGAGAAGGAGGGCUUCAGGGAAUGGUGGGAGAAGACUAUUUUGGCCAGUCCACAGGAGCAGGUGAAGCUCCAAACCAACCAAUCUCUGGGACAUUGCAUCUACGCACCCUCCAUUGAGAAGGCAUUGGAAGGUGUGACGGAGGAGGCAUCCAAUCUCUACUUCGUUGGCGUUCCGGCGGACACCUUGGCCCCUUCCGCCCGCGCAGGGACCACCGGCGCCAAGCUGCCGGAAAGCACCUUUGGAGGAAUGAAGAGCUAUACCUAUGCCGUGGCGGGAGACCAUGAUGGCGUUGGAACCAUCCAAACCAUCUUCGACAAUACCAGGCGUCGAGGUGCCAGUUGGCGCGAUCAGGAAGAAGCCUUUGCUCAGUAUGAACUAACAGAAGUGGCUGAGAUGUUGCUGGAAUUCCUCUCCCCCAGAGAUCAGCAGACUUUUUCGAGACAGAUCUCCAACGUCCUGGAAAUCUUCAAGGCUUUUGCACCGGAAGUCACUGAGCCAUAUGCAGGGCAAGGUUUGGUGAAUGCGGAAGGUCGAAGUCAGCUGGUGACGCUUCUGGCCUUGAAGCCCAGCAGGAAACAUUUCCUGAUCCCACGAGGGGUGGGAUUGCCCGAGGAUAUCGUGAAGAUGGCGGCCCUGUGUGCCAUGUCUCCACUGAAGGAAGUGCCGGCAGAUUUGCACCUGCUGGAUGCAGCGCAGGCUGGAAAGCUGCGAGUCACCGAUCCCCUGAAGUCCUUCGUGAAGGUGGUGGAAAAGAACCUCAAGUGGAGGAUCCACUACCACUCAGAUGUGGCAGAGCUGGGCUCCGCCCUGGAACAGGCCGAGCAUCCUCCCUACUUUUUCUGCAUCAAGGACCGGCACAUGCUCCCAACGGAGGUCUUGAAAGCUGUGGCUCUGCAGGGAGGCUACUUCUACGAGGGCCUGCCCAGUGACGCCUUCUCGUUAUUUCGCUCGAUGACCGCGACGCAGGCCUGGACAGUGUCCUGCACCACUGAUCAGUUGAAAGAGGCGGAGGAGCAGUUGCUGAAGAGCUGGCAUUCGAAAGGUCUGCGGGAAGAUCCCCACGAGGAGCCUGAAAUCAUCAAGCCCAAGAGUCGGGAGAUGGACAUUGGUGGUGGCUUUGGUGACACAGGGAUACCAACGUCGGAUGACAAAUGGGACGAGCUGUCCGAUGAUUCCGAGUCAGACGAUGAAACGAAGGACGUCAAGGGGACACCUUCUGAGACAUCUGAGAAACCGACCAGUGAUUCUGGUCUCCUGAACGACGUGUGGCGCUGGACUCGCAGGCGGUGCACUCUUCUGGAGGACAUGCAACCGCUGGAAGCUGCCAGGUUUGGACUGGAGUGUAGCUACAAGUGCCAAGACUCUCCGAUUUAUGGUCAGUGGGCACAACUCUUGGAUGCACCAUGGGCACCCAGGGAGGAUGCAGCUGCAGUUUGGACCAGCAGUGGCGUGAUCCUGGCUGGAGGCCGCUCGGCGUUGGGAUACACCAAUGACGUUUGGCUUUGGCAAUACGCUGGCGAGUUUUGCACUGCACAAUGGCAGGGCGUAUGGACCCAGUUGACCCCACAAGCCUCCUGGCUUCCAAGACAUGGUCAUCGCUUGGUCGGCUUCGCUGGCGACAAUGGGGAAGUGGAGACGGUGCUGCUUGUGGGAGGCUUCGGAGGUGAGCCUUUCAACAGUGAGGUCAUUCGAGCUGAAGAGCAGGAUCCAGCUGUUCGACCAAACCCACGGAAUGACAUUUGGUGUGGCAACAAGGACCUACAGAACUGGGGCCAAUGGACACAGAUGGCGCCCAGUGCGCCCUUCUCUGCCCGUGCGCAGUUUGGUGCUGUUAUUGCUCCAACGAUCUCUGACUUCUCCUUCGUUCUUUUUGGCGGCUAUGAUGACAACGUGCCCGGCUGGUGGCGGACCAGUGGAGAUGGAAACUCGGCAUAUCUCGGCACUUUACCGGUGGUGUCCUCUGACCGAGCCCUUCGACUGUUUUGUUUCACAAAGAUGAGCAGCGCAGAGCAGGGGCUGUCAAAAGGAGGGGUUCAUAAGCAGAAUACAGCUGAGCCGGUGGGGAUGACCGAGCCUCCUGAGGAUGCAGCGGCAGCUUCCUCUUCCGAAGGGGCCAUUGGUGCCUACGUGGCGGUGGACUUUGAUGAUGGUCCAGAGACAGGCCUGACGGCUUUGACGUCUGAGGAUGACUUGUGCGAUCCGUGCUACUGGAAGUUCCAGGAGGUCCAUGGUUUUACGCCCAAAUUCAAGGUGCUCUUCAAAGAUGGUUUCACAUCUUUCCUCACCACUUUGCCAAGUACAGAAGAUGGCGUAGUAGUUGAUGAGGACGGAGAUGAGCACCGUUAUGUGCAGAUCAAAGAACUUUCAGAAGCCAAGAUGAAGGACCCAGGAGAUCCUACGAUUUUGAGGCGCGCCCCUGGAGGCUAUGGUUUCAUCGAGGUGGUGGAGGAUGCUUUCGACGAACCUGAGAAGUUGCAAAGGCGGAAGCUGGAAGCUACAUAG